AUGUCUUUCAGAGGGUCAACAGACAAAGAUGGCCUCGACGGCGUCUACCACAAGCCGGCCGACCACGUCGAGAGCCUCACCACCGUCGUCGAAAUCGACAAUAUUCGGGUCUUAGGCAUCACUCCUGAAGAUGCGGAGUUCUACAUUAACUACCCGGAGGAGAGGCGGAGGCGUGUUGUACACAAGGUCGAUAUCAGGCUCAUUCCCAUGCUGGCCGCCCUAUACCUCAUGGCUCACAUCGACCGAGCCAACAUCGGCAACGCAAAAAUCGAGGGUCUCAUCACCGACUUGGGCAUGACUUCUGUGCAGUACAACAUAGUGCUAUCCAUCUUCUUCAUCCCCUACGUCCUGCUCGAAGUUCCCAGCAACAUCCUGCUUAAGAAAUUCAAGCGGCCCUCCCUCUACCUGGCCCUGCUCGUCAUUCCCUGGGGUAUCGUCAUGACGUGUACCGGCCUGGUGCAGAACUUUGCCGGUUUAAUGGUGACUCGAAUUUUGCUCGGUAUUUUUGAAGCCGGAUUCUUCCCCGGAGCCAUCUACCUCUGCUCCUACUGGUACAUGCCGAAAGACCUCGCAACCCGAAUCUCGUACUUCUACUGCGCCAGCGCCCUCUCAGGCGCAUUCUCAGGUCUGCUAGCCGCCGCCAUCGCGCAAAUGGACGGUGUCGGCGGGCUCGAGGGCUGGCGAUGGAUCUUCUUGCUCGAGGGACUUGUGACGGUCGUCAUCGGCAUCUCGUGCAUUUUCUUGCUUAUCGACUCCCCGACUCUAUCUGGCCGCUGGCUCAAACCGGAUGAGAUCCGGUACUUGGAGCUCCAGAUGUUCAUCAAGCAGGGCGGCAAAUUCUCGGAUGAGAAGGAGAGCUUCAAGUGGAAGGAUCUCAAGGCUGUUCUUUUGAAUUGGAGGGUGUACUUACAGGCUUACUUCCUUAUGUGCCAGUCGGCUACUUCUUAUGGCACCAAAUUCACCCUCCCCACCAUUACGAAAAGCAUGGGUUUCUCCAGCACCAACGCUCAGCUCAUGUCCGCUCCACCCUACGUUGCAGGCGCACUAUCCGCCAUCCUACUCGCCCGCCUCUCUGACCGCUACUACUGGCGUAUGCCCUUCGUCGCCGGCCCCCUAGUGCUCGUCGUCAUUAGCUACUCCAUCAUCAUCUCCCUCAACGGCGACCUCGCCGACAACAAGGGACCCGCAUACUUCGCUCUCAUUCUCACCUGCAUGGGAAUCUACCCCAUUCAACCUGCGGCCGCUUCCUGGAAUGCGAAUAAUCUUGCUCCGGCCGUGAGGAGGAAUAUCGGUGUCGCGCUUAAUAACUGUGUCGGCAAUACGGGUGGUAUCAUUGGGAGUUUCAUGUACAUCGAGUCGGAGGCGCCAAGCUACCCUACCGGGUUUGGACUGAGUUUGGCGUUUGGUGCGAGUGGGAUGUUGGUCGCGUUCUUCUUGGAGAUGAGCUACAAGUGGUCGAAUAAGAGGAAGGCUAGGUUGUCCGAGGAUGAGGUUAGGGCGAGGCAUACUGAGGAUGAACUUUUGGAUAUGGGUGAUAAGUCGCCGUUAUUCAAGUAUGUGUUGUAAGCAUAUUUUAGCUGGCGGCAAGGAUUUCCUGCUAUAUGUACGACUCUGAAUUUUGAUGAGUUCACGCUUCGAGAAGAUUCUAGUUCUGAAUUUGGGACUUAUCAUAUCUGAAAUGGUUGAAGACUGUGAAGACUGAAGACUGAUCAGUCUCCGCGCGAGAAGCGGCGAAGAGAGUGCUCAUCUUCCGGGACGCAG
Molecule: messenger RNA, 1761 nt
Organism: Pseudomassariella vexata
Lineage: Eukaryota; Fungi; Ascomycota; Sordariomycetes; Amphisphaeriales; Pseudomassariaceae
Product: major facilitator superfamily domain-containing protein
Exons: 5
Coding region: 1-1566 (521 amino acids)
Biological process (GO): transmembrane transport
Cellular component (GO): membrane
Molecular function (GO): transmembrane transporter activity
Source: RefSeq, a predicted model, not a curated record